Molecule: messenger RNA, 1158 nt
Organism: Trichogramma pretiosum
Lineage: Eukaryota; Metazoa; Arthropoda; Insecta; Hymenoptera; Trichogrammatidae
Exons: 8
Coding region: 1-1158 (385 amino acids)
Biological process (GO): detection of chemical stimulus involved in sensory perception of smell; sensory perception of smell
Cellular component (GO): plasma membrane
Molecular function (GO): olfactory receptor activity; odorant binding
Source: RefSeq, a predicted model, not a curated record
AUGAGUAACAGUCAUCAUCAGCAGCAGUCUGUGUCGAACCACCACCAUCAUCAUCAUCACCACCACCACCACCACCAGCAGUUGCAGCAGUCGACGCUCUUCUACCUCUCUUUCCCGGUGAUCGAUCAAUUGGCUCGGUCAAAAAAAAAUAAAGCUAUGGACGAUAUCGAACGACGAUACGAAAAAAUCAGCAAGUUUUCGUUGAAAAGUUUGGGUCUAUGGCCGACCCAAAGCAAACUCAAGCGUUACACGGGCUUCACGAUUUUCACUCUCCUCGUUGUAAAAAUUGUCUACCCGCAAAUCGUAAAUGUCUUGAAGCACUCGGAUGACACGAUAAUCAUUUUGGAAACGGCGGUGUACGUGCUUUUUCAUAUCAUCAGUUUAUCGAAAUACGUUUCGACUCUUCUGAAUUUGUCGAAGGUAAAAGCUCUUAUGUUGAGUAUUUACGAGGUGAGGAAAAAUUUAACGGACCACCACGAGCUAAAAUUAAUGAAAAAAUAUGAGAACGAGGCAUACUUUUUAGUCAGGUUCUACGCUCUGUACGUACUCACGGGCAUGCUGCUGCACAGUUUAGUUCCUUUCGCACCUCCUCUUCUGGACGCCGUCUACCCCCUGAAUAAUGGCACCAGAGGUCGACUGUUGCCGUAUCGUGGCGAUUUCGUGUGGUUCAAACAGGAGGACUAUCAUUACGAGAUUUGCGUCGAUUUCAUUGUCAGCGCCAUGAUUUUUUGGCUUCUCUACGCGGGCAUCGAGUCGAUUUAUACCUCGACGAUCAAACAGAUUUGCGGUUUAUUCGCGGUCGUUUGUUAUAGAUUCGAGCGAAAACGGAAGAUUAGCUCGAACGUCGAUCGGCUCUCUAAGCAAAAUUUCGACGAAGAUUAUGGUUUGACGAGUGCGGAAAUCGCCGAUGCGGUGAAAUUAUACAACGAGUGCAUCAAAUGUGUAGGAUUUUUAGAGGACACUUACAGCAUUCCCGUUCUGGUCACUCAAAUUUCUCUGCUCUUGGAUAUGUCUAUCGUAUUGUUCAUCAAUGAAGAGCUUUUAAAUGGAUUACGUUUUGGUUUUUUUGGAAGCGGAAUGGUACUACAUCUGUGGUAUUAUUUUUGGAUCGGACAAUUAGUUAUUGAUAGUAGCUCUCGAGUGCACUUCAGCGUGUGA